Molecule: messenger RNA, 2798 nt
Organism: Xenopus laevis (African clawed frog)
Lineage: Eukaryota; Metazoa; Chordata; Amphibia; Anura; Pipidae
Gene: spty2d1.S
Product: SPT2 chromatin protein domain containing 1 S homeolog
Biological process (GO): nucleosome assembly; transcription by RNA polymerase I
Cellular component (GO): nucleolus
Molecular function (GO): DNA binding; histone binding
Source: RefSeq, marked provisional
GGAUCACGUGAGAAUAAAGUUGUGUCCGGAAGUUCCGCCCUAGUAGCUUUGGUUUGGGCGGAAGUGAUACGGUGUGCAGCGAUGACGUAGCCCUGUGUCAGUUUCUGGGUUCCAAGUGCGUCGCAGUUUGGAGCCCAUGGUACCGGGGGAGUGGAUUUGGUGCGGGGAUGGAUUUCCACAGUGUGCUGAGAAUGGCUGCCGCCAAACCGGGGCCGGACGGUGUAAUGAAAAGGUACAGUCUUGCUGUGGGCCCCCCUCGCAAGGAUCCGAAGGUGAAAGGUGUGAAUUCUGCAGCAGUGCAGGCCUUCCUCAGGAAGAAAGAUCAGGAGAUACAGAACAAAGAGGUUGAGGCAAAGAGGAAGAAGGAGGGGUUGUUGGCCAAACGCAAGGAGUUGAAACAUGAUAGAAAAGCCCGUGCCAUGGCUUCCAGGACAAAGGACAACUUCAGGGGUUAUAAUGGGAUUCCAGUUGAAGAGAAGCCCAAAAAGCAUAAAGGCUCCGGCCUGGAAGAGGGUCCGAAUGAAAGCAUGCAGUCCACUGAGGAGGAUGAGGAGUAUAUGACAGAGGAGGAAUUGUAUGAGUACUCUCAGUCUGAAUCUGAGCGGGAGGAGGAACAGGAGGAAAUGCCCCCUCAGAAAGUGGCUAAAGCAGCACCUGGAAAGAAGCCCCCGCCUCCAGCGCUAAACUUCACAGAACUGCUACGUCUCGCUGAACGAAAGCAACAUGAACCAGUAGAAGUGAUCCGACCUGUGAAGAAAGAGGAACGGCUCCGAACCGCAGAAGAACUCAAAGAGUUGGAAUUUCUAGAGAGGAAAGCCCAGAAGGCAGAUAGAAAAGAUCCAAUGAGAAAUGGGCAAGUUGUAAAAAUCAGUAAAGGUUCUGGAGACAAAUAUUACUCGCUGAAAGGAAGUCAUUCGGUAGAGAAAAGGUCCCAUGAAAACUCAAAGUCCAGCUCCACUGAGCAGAAUGGUACCUUCAGAAAGUCCUCCAGUGAUAAUAGAAGCAGAGAAGAGAAGAGUGGGUCCGUAUUCCAUACCAAAGAUUCAAAGUUUCCCACAAAGUCAUCUUCUGCCAAGGACUGUGGUGCCAAAGGUUUUAGACCCAGUGCAACAGGGGAUUGCAAGAAUAGAAAUGACUCUACCCGAGCCUCCGGUUCCACUUCUCUGCGUCCUUCUUCUGGAGGUUCAAGUUCUGUUUCAGGGAGACCAUCUGGAAGUUCUGAAAAACCAGGUUCUAGUUCAGGAAAGCCUAUGGGAGGAUCAGGUUCUAGUUCAGCAAGGUCAAGUUCUGGUUCAGGGAAGCCAACAGGAGCCACGGGUUCAGGGAAGCCAACAGGAGCAUCAGGUUCUGGUUCAGCAAGGUCAGUGGGAGAGUCGGGAUCUCGGUCAGGGAAGCCAACAGGAGCAUCAGGUUCUGGUUUAGCAAGGUCAGUGGGAGCAUCUGGUUCUGGUUCAGGGAAGCCAACAGGAGCAACGGAUUCAGGGAGGCCAACAGGAGUAUCAGGUUCUGGUUCAGCAAGGUCAGUGGGAGCAUCGGGUUCAGGGAAGCCAACAGGAGCAUCAGUUUCUGGUUCAGCAAGGUCAGUGGGAGCAUCGGGUUCAGGGAAGCCAACAGGAGCAUCAGGUUCUGGUUCAGCAAGGUCAGUGGGAGCAUCGCGUUCUGUUUCAGGGAAGCCAACAGGAGCAUCAGGUUCAGGGAAGCCAACAGGAGCACCGGGUGCUAGUUCAGGGAAACCAGCAGGAGUAUCCGGUUCUGUUUCUAGUUUUGCCCGGCCACGGAGCAAUUCUAGUAUGGCUCCUGCCAAGCCUGCUGCUAGUUCUGGUUCUGCCCGACCCUCCAGUUCAGGAACACCACGUGCAAGCAGUACUGGUAAUUCCUCCAGCAAUUAUUCACGUCAGGCUAGCAGCUCAGGAGCAGUGCGGCCCAGUAGUGGCCCUCCAACAGGUGGUACACCUAAAGGCCCCUCUCCUCGGCCAGGAACUGGACCGAACUCUGUGCGUCAUAACACAACUUCAAUCUCGGUUUCUGCUCGUUCCUCCCUUGGCUCAGGACCUGGUCGGCCGGUGGCUGCUUCAGCAACAGGACAAUCGGCAAUGGCAAAACCAAAAUGUACUGUGGUGGCUGAAACCAUAUCUUCCAAGAACUUUGUACCCAAGUCCAUCAAUGGGCAUAUGAAUGGAAUGAGAUCAGCAGUGCCCCCUGGGCAUAGACCUAACAUGCAGCCACCAGGUCGCCCUUUGCCUCCCAUCACCAGCUCUUACAAACGAAGAAUUGACGACGAUGAUGAAUAUGAUUCAGAGAUGGAUGAUUUUAUAGAUGACGGGGGUGAAUGCCAGGAUGAAAUAUCCAAGCACAUUCGGGAAAUAUUUGGCUAUGACAGAAAUAGGUACAGGGAUGAGAGCGAUUAUGCCCUGAGGUACAUGGAAAGCAGCUUUCGAGAGCAGCAGAAAGAAGAGGCAAGAAGCCUGCGAUUGGGCAUCCAGGAAGACUUGGAGGAGUUGAGGCGUGAGGAGGAGGAGCUAAAGCAGAAAGCCAAGCAGUUAAAGUCAGCGAAGAAGAUGAAGAGUCGAUAGCGAGGAAUCCCUGGCUCAUGGGAAGCCGAGUGCACAGACAACAUACGGUGGAAAAGCACUCGAUCCUAUACAAUGACAUGUAGACUCCUCUUUGUUUUUUACCAGCGGAUUUACUAAUGCAGGAAACAACCAUUUUUAUUUUAAGUUUUUUGGCAAUGUUCUCACAGGUCAAAGAUUGAAUGUGCAGGAAGCUGCCGUUGUGAUGGAGUGAAAUGGACUUUUAUA